Priapulus caudatus is the source of this 832-nucleotide messenger RNA. RefSeq names its product protein Mis18-alpha-like. Bases 215 to 733 code for a protein of 172 amino acids. The record is from RefSeq and is a predicted model, not a curated record. Gene Ontology annotation, cellular component: chromatin; chromosome, centromeric region; nucleus. NCBI's taxonomy places the organism in Eukaryota, Metazoa, Priapulida, Priapulimorpha, Priapulimorphida, Priapulidae. The transcript is spliced from 2 exons. Gene Ontology annotation, biological process: CENP-A containing chromatin assembly; chromosome segregation.
AGUCUAGUUAAAACAUAGAUGCAGAAAGAACGUUUUCGGGAAUUAACAACAAUCGAAAACAUUAAAGAUCGCAACAUUUCCAAGAAGCUGUCGAAUAAGGGGAUUCAACCUCUGCUUACCGAGUGCAUGCAAGGAGGUUAACAAAACCAUGCUAAAUUUCUUGACUGCGACCAGAAAGGAUAAGAAGCCAAUCAUUGUUUUCAUAUAACCAAAGAUGGAAGAACCUACUCCUUCAGUUGGAGAUGCACAUAUUGUUUUUCAGUGUGCAAAGUGCAAUGUGAUUAUUGGAGACUCUACAUCAUGGGCAUUUGCCAAUAAGAGCCUCAGUGGAGUGGUUCUUCAUGCCACAACUCAAAAUGUAACUGAAACACAGAUGGUACGGACUUCGGAUGAGGAUGUUGAUUUUGGCAGUACUUAUACCCUGCUACAGUGCAAUAACUGCAAAACAACUAUUGGCCGAGUAUACAAAACGACGCCAAAGAAGUUGGAUGAGGUUCGUGACCUUUUUAUGUUUAGUGUCCCAAUGAUUUCAAGUUACCAUCUUGGAUCUUUUGAACAGAAAACAAACACUAAUGCAGAGAACCUCCUGGAUAUUCCCACGGCCAGAUAUCUCAACAGCCAGUUGUGGAAAAUACAGAGUCUGAUAGUGACAAUGAAUAACAGGCUUACUGCCCUAGAGAACUGUGUUGAGGUUGAAUCAAAUGACGAAUUGAAUGGUGACGUUCCCGUCUGAGCAACUUGGAUUUGAAUUCAAUGCCUAAAGGCUAACUCAGGUCGCCCUUACGACCUAGUCGCCGACAAAAUUGGAAGAUCGUACAUCAAAAACCGGCCA